Molecule: messenger RNA, 447 nt
Organism: Mytilinidion resinicola
Lineage: Eukaryota; Fungi; Ascomycota; Dothideomycetes; Mytilinidiales; Mytilinidiaceae
Exons: 1
Coding region: 8-238 (76 amino acids)
Source: RefSeq, a predicted model, not a curated record
CAUUACAAUGGCCAACAACGCUGCCAACGCCGCCAAUGAGGAUUGGGAGACCCCAACCAAGGCCAAGGUUCAAGGCGCCAUUGAAUAUAACAAGGCAAAGGGCAUCACAGGGGAGAAUGAAGAUGUUUUCCGCAAUUUCAAGGUCUUCUAUGCACGGGGCUAUUCUGCCUUUGUAUGCUCAAAGACAACCCAAGAAGGCACCACAAUAACCCAGAUGUGGAGGAGAGAAAAGGCCUAAAGCAAAUUAUCGCCCUAAAAGAGAUAAGAGAGCUUAAGAAGAUUGUGGAAGAGGAGGGGUUCGAGGCACCGGCAAUAACAUAGAAGCAGAGCAGCUGGGGUAUAAGGCUGGUUUUAAGUGCUCUAGGAGGACAAUUUCGAGCGCUAUAGGCACAAUGAAGUACCACAAGUGCACAAUGAAGUACCACAAGUGCAUUGCCUGUUGCAGAG